UCACGCCGAGAGGAGAAAGCCAGCGUUUUGCCACCGCCGAAACCUGCGUGGCGCGAAAGGGGGGAUGCUGCUGCUGCUCCUCUUGCUGAGCGCGGCGCUGACUUUGGGAGAAGCCCAGCCGUCUAUUGUGUGUCAUGUAGAAAAUGGGCCUUCUCCUGAGUUGUGGUGGAAGCACGAUUUCACACCAUCAGAUCUUUUUAAUAUCAGUGCCGAGAUUGUUGAAAUGGAUGGGACAUGCCAACUUAAUAUCACCUGGAUUCUGAAGGCAGAUGCUGGCAUCUUCUACCUGAAUGCCACCAAAAUAUGUGUGACACCUGGAAAACCAUACUGUGUUAGAUGCCGUUACACAGAAAAGUUUCAAAACCUAACCAGACCUGAUCUUCAGAAUUGGCAAUUUCACUAUAUUGGAUUUCCGGUAGAAGAGAAUAAAGAGUACAUGAUUUCUGCUUAUAAUCUACCACCAGCAAAUUUAAAUGAAGAUCAUCCAAAUAAAAUAGCAUACCUACAUUCUCCAGAUUGUCAAAAUGACAUUUUGAAACAUAGCAUCUCCUGCAUAGAAAAAGGAAGUCUGUGGGACCCAAAUAUCACUAUAUGCUACAGAGAAUCAGAAGUGGAAGUGAAUUUUACAACUAGUCCCUUUUGUUCUGAAUAUAGAAUCCUCCUUUAUGAAUCCAGUAUAUUCAAUGAUCCCACAGUUCGUAAUGUCUUUACAUCUGAGGGUAAUGAUAUGAGGAUUUCUCAAAGAAUAUCAGUGAAUGAUCAAAGUAGCAAAAUUUUUAUAGAGUUAAUUCCUUAUUUUCCAAGAUGUGGAGGUGACUGCCGAAGAUACUCAAAUUAUCAAGAACAAUGUACAAAUUAUCAAGAACAAGAACCUGAAAUAGCUUUGGCAGGCAAUUAUGUUUACAUAACAGUGGCUUUACUUCUGAUCAUAUGCACAUUUACAGCUGUACUAUAUUUCAAGAGGAGGCAUGGUGUAGCCAACAACAGGGUUUUCUUCUAUCGUAAGGUGAAACCCAUACCUAUCAGAAUCCUUAUUAUAUAUUCCCCGGAUGCUUGUUUCCAACAUAUAGUCCUUGUGUUUGCUGAAUUUCUACGUGAACGUUGCCGGAGUGAUGUCGCAAUAGAUGUAUGGCAAAGAAGGAAGAUUGCUGAAACAGGACCAGUGCAGUGGCUUGCUUCUCAGAAAGAGACAGCAGAUAAAAUCAUUUUUCUCAGCCAAAGCCAUAUGAGUACAGUUUGCGAUUCAGUUUGUGAAAAAUCAAUUGAAAACAACAAAAACUCUGAAAGUAUGUUCACUCUUGCACUGAACCUCUUCUGCAGUGACUUGAAAAAUCAAUCUUCCCUUCACAAAUAUAUGGUUGUGUCUUUCAGUGAAACACAACAGGCUAAGAGUAUCCCGAGUCUUUUGAACAGUUGUCCAAAAUAUUUUUUAAUGAAGGAUAUGGACUCCUUUUGCAGAGACCUCUCAGUUUCGCUGCAUGAAGGAACAAAGACAAAGUGCAGUUGGAGAUCUAAGAUGAAAUUCAUGAGUCUAUAG
Molecule: messenger RNA, 1537 nt
Organism: Anolis sagrei ordinatus
Lineage: Eukaryota; Metazoa; Chordata; Lepidosauria; Squamata; Anolidae
Gene: IL17RB
Product: interleukin 17 receptor B
Molecular function (GO): interleukin-17 receptor activity
Source: RefSeq, a predicted model, not a curated record